AAAACUUUAAUUUAUAUAGUACUAUAUAAGAAGUAAAAUAUAAAAAUAUUAAUUACAUGCUUUUAUUAUUUAUUAUAUAUAUGUGUGUGUAUUUAAAUUAUAGUACGUAGUAGUUUUUUACAUAUUAAAUAUAUUACUCGGUACAUAGUAUUUAUGUGUACAUUAUAUUAUAUAUAAAGUGAGGUAAUACAUAUACGUGUGUAUGUCAACACCUCGCCCGGUGUAAGCCCAAUCAAUUGGGCUUUCAGCUCCUCUUGAGCUAGUUAAAAUUUUCCGGGCCUCCUUUUAAAUAUAAAUAUAACCCUCCCCCACCCGACCCGACGUGGUUUGGGUUCUCCGUCUCGUCUCACUUUAUGCGUAAACUUGGUUUCUAGGGUUCGUUGAUAUCGUGAUUUAGGCUGUACUUUUGGUUCCUUGAGGAGCUUCUUUUGGGUGGCUGUGUUAUUUAUGAUCGUCUAGCUACCCUAUAUCGCGCGCACAGAUUAAUUGAUUGUUUUCGAGCUCUCUCGGAGGAUGUCUAAGGAAGCUGAAACCCCUCUGAUCGCAGCACAAGAAGAAAAGUCUGAGGUAACAAUGAGGCCUCACUCAACAGCAGCAGAAAAGGGGAAAGAACAGCCUUCGGAGACCCCAAGUUCCAAGAGAGCAGCACCAGCUAGUGCAUCAAAGGCUGAUGCUGCCCCUGCUACUUCAGUACUCUUUAAUGAUCAGGAUCCAGACUCAGACAUUGAAGACCUUGGGGUUGUGGUAGAAGACGGUUUACUCUUGAAGUACAAGACUAAUGGUUUUAAUGAUUUUAGUGGGUUGAUGAAGGAGUUGCGUGCCAAGCAACGUCUCAUACUCGAACAGAACCUUCAACUGAAGGAUGUCUUUGAAUCGGUUAAGGAGAGCCAACGUACCGUCCAAGGUCACGCAUACUCUAACGUGACCGCUCAUUUUGAUAGUGUUAUCAAACGGGUAACCUUUAUUGGUGCAAGCUUACGGAUAUCCAAGUACACUUGUGGGAUAGAUUAUUGACUGUUCGAUUGUGCUCAUGAUGUGUGAUGCUAUGUUAUUGCGAUUUGUAAACCCUGAGGGUUUACAAAUCCUGCUUAUUAUUUAUAUUUUUAUUUUUAUUUUUAUAUUUUAUUUUCGUAAUUUUGACACUUUUUAACGAUUGAGGGGGUGACUUGAACAAUUCGGUUGGGUUCAGGGGCUUAUUUGACCCCUUGAGUUGCAACAUCAGAUGCACGAUACUAGGAUCCAACACUCCAGAAUCAUUCUCAUUUCUCUCCUAAGAUAGUAUUAUCAUAUGAUCCUUACUAUAUAUACUCCAUAUAUAUAUAUAUAGAGAGAGAGUGUGUCCCUUUCGAGUUCAGAGCUCCUGACCGGAACUGCCGUGCAGAAUUCACUAUUUAGAGUGGUUUCUGGUGAAAAAAAUUGAUAAUUUUUUUUCGAACAUGUUGUUUAUCAUGUAUAGUUUAUUCCCACCAAAUUUCAACU
This is a messenger RNA of Cuscuta epithymum, 1479 nucleotides long. NCBI's taxonomy places the organism in Eukaryota, Viridiplantae, Streptophyta, Magnoliopsida, Solanales, Convolvulaceae. The record is from the annotation of a GenBank genome assembly.